AUUUUAACAAAAUAAGGAAGUUAUGUUAGUCAAGAUGCAGAUGACGAUGAUGAUGGUCCUGACAAUGUUAGCUGGCAUUGCUUUGGCUGACUCAGAGAUCAUGUGUAUUGGUACUUCAGAAAGUGACUGCACUUUCACGGAAGAGAUAGGGGAAAAUUUAAUUCUAACCCUGUCGUGUGAUGAUGGGAGGCACCUAAAGAUAGUGAGCGCAAAAUACUGGGCACCUCAUUCAUGGACAUGUACUGACCAACAUGAUGCUUUUAGUAAAACUAGCGAUCACUGCAAUCAUAAGGAAUCAUGUUCGAUAAACACGAGCCCGAAUAGUUUCUAUGGUGAUCCAUGCUGGGGUGCGGGGAAGAAACUGGCAGUAUCGUACACGUGCCAGACAUGUGACGAGGGAGAACUGUUAGUUGAGGGGCCAGGGUGUAUAGAUCCCUGUGAAGGUGGCAAUUACAUUGACCAAGAGAACGGAUGUACACCAUGUGAAGAAGGAACAUACAGCCCUGGAGGAAGUGCUUCAUCGUGUUCUAACUGUCCUUCUGGGAAAGAAGUGGCACCUGGUUAUAUUGGUUCUUCAGAAAAUGACUGUUCUUUCAAUAAAGAGAUAGGGGAAAACUUAAUUCUAAACCUGUCGUGUGAUGAUGGAGAAUACCUAAGGAUAGUGAACGCAAAAUACUGGGCACCUCAUUAUUGGUUUUGUACUGUACAACAUGAUGCUUUACCUAAAACUCAGAAUCACUGCGAUUAUAAGGGAUCAUGUUCGAUAAACACGAGCCCGAAUAGUUUCUAUGGUGAUCCAUGCUGGGGUUCGUGGAAGAAACUGGCAGUAUGGUACACGUGCCAGACAUGUGACGAGGGAGAACUGUUAGUUGAGGGGGUAGGGUGUGAAGAAGUUCCAGUUGACGGAGGCUGGUCUGAAUUCUCGGAAUGGUCUGAGUGCUCGGCUGCAUGCGGAGGAGGAUCUCAAAGUAGAAGCAAAAGUUGUUCCAACCCUGCUCCAGAAAAUGGAGGGGCUGAUUGCGAUGGAGACGAUUCGGAAUCUCAAAACUGCAACGCUGACCCUUGCCCCGUUGACGGAGGAUGGUCUGACUUUUCUGAUUGGUCUGAGUGCUCGGUUGCAUGCGGAGGAGGAUCUCAAAGUAGAAGCAAAAGUUGUUCCAACCCUGCUCCAGAAAAUGGAGGGGCUGAUUGCGAUGGAGACGAUUCGGAAUCUCAAGACUGCAACGCUGACCCUUGCCCCGUUGACGGAGGAUGGUCUGACUUUUCUGAUUGGUCUGAGUGCUCGGUUGCAUGCGGAGGAGGAUCUCAAAGUAGAAGCAAAAGUUGUACCAACCCUGCUCCAGAAAAUGGAGGGGCUGAUUGCGAUGGAGAUGAUUCGGAAUCUCAAGACUGCAACGCUGACCCUUGCUCAGUUGACGGAGGUUGGUCUGAAUUCGGGGAAUGGUCGGAGUGCUCGGUUACAUGCGGAGGAGGAUCUCAAAGUAGAAGUAGAAGUUGUUCCAACCCUGCUCCAGAAAAAGGAGGGGCUCAUUGCGAUGGAGACGAUUCGGAAUCUCAAGCCUGCAACGCUGACCCUUGCCUUUGGAGAGACGACGGUAAAUGUGGUCCGACGGUCCCCCUCGCGGAUGGCUCUCCCAGUCAGUGUAACCCUGACCACCCAUUAGGCGCUGUUUGCUGUUCUAAGUGGGGACGAUGCACAAACAAACAAAAAUGGUGUACUUGUCUUGCCUGCGUCAACUACGGCCGAAAAGAAUUAGCUCAAAACUUUUGGAGAGACGACAAUCGAUGUGGUUCGAUGUUCCCCCUCCCGGAUGGCUCUCCCAGUCAGUGCAACCCUGACCACCCAAAAGGCGCUGUUUGCUGUUCAAAGGGUGGACGGUGCUCAUCCCAAGAAAAAUGGUGUACUUGUCCUACCUGCGUCAACUACGGUCGAAUUAUGUUAGUCAAGAUGCAGAUGACGAUGAUGAUGGCCCUGACAAUGUUAGCUGGCAUUGGUUUGGCUGACGCAGAGAUCUUCUCGGAAGAGAUAGGGGAAAACUUAAUUCUAACCCUGUCGUGUGAUGAUGGAGAACACCUAAAGAUAGUGAGCGCAAAAUACUGGGCACCUCAUUCAUGGUUCUGUAGUGAUCAACAUGAUGCUUUUAGUGUAACUAGCGAUUACUGCAAUCAUCAGGAAUCAUGUUCGAUAAACACGAGCCCGAAUAGUUUAUAUGGUGAUCCAUGCUGGGGUGCGUGGAAGAAACUGGCAGUAUCGUACACGUGCCAGACAUGUGACGAGGGAAAACUGUUAGUUAAGGGGCCAGGGUGUAUAGAUCCCUGUGAAGGUGGAAAUUACAUUAACCAAGAGAACGGAUGUACACCAUGUGAAGAAGGAACAUACAGCCCUGGAGGAAGUGCUUCAUCGUGUUCUAACUGUCCUUCUGGGAAAGAAGUGGCACCUAGUUAUAUUGGUACUUCAGAAAGUGACUGUUCUUUCAGGGAAGAGAUAGGGGAAAACUUAAUUCUAAACCUGUCGUGUGAUGAUGGAGAAUACCUAGAGAUAGAGAACGCAAAAUACUGGGCACCUCAUUUUUCGUUAUGUACUAUACUUGAAAAUGCUUUUCCUCAAACUAGGGAUCAUUGCCGUUAUAAGGGAUCAUGUUCGCUAGACACGACCCCGGAUAGAUUCUAUGUUGAUCCAUGCUGGGGUCAGUGGAAGAAACUGAUAGUAUGGUACAAGUGCCAGACAUGUGACGAGGGAGAACUGUUACUUGAGGGGGCAGGGUGUGAAGAAGUUCCAGUUGACGGAGGCUGGUCUGAAUUCUCGGAAUGGUCUGAGUGCUCGGCUGCAUGCGGAGGAGGAUCUCAAAGUAGAAGCAAAAGUUGUUCCAACCCUGCUCCAGAAAAUGGAGGGGCUGAUUGCGAUGGAGACGAUUCGGAAUCUCAAGGCUGCAAUGCUGACCCUUGCCCAGUUGACGGAGGAUGGUCUGACUUUUCUGAUUGGUCUGAGUGCUCGGUUGCAUGCGGAGGAGGAUCUCAAAGUAGAAGCAAAAGUUGUUCCAACCCUGCUCCAAAAAAUGGAGGGGCUGAUUGCGAUGGAGACGAUUCGGAAUCUCAAGACUGCAACGCUGACCCUUGCCCCGUUGACGGAGGAUGGUCUGACUUUUCUGAUUGGUCUGAUUGCUCGGUUGCAUGCGGAGGAGGAUCUCAAAGUAGAAGUAAAAGUUGUUCCAACCCUGCUCCAGAAAAUGGAGGGGCUGAUUGCGAUGGAGACGAUUCGGAAUCUCAAGACUGCAAUGCUGACCCUUGCCCAGUUGACGGAGGAUGGUCUGACUUUUCUGAUUGGUCUGAGUGCUCGGUUGCAUGCGGAGGAGGAUCUCAAAGUAGAAGCAAAAGUUGUUCCAACCCUGCUCCAGAAAAUGGAGGGGCUGAUUGCGAUGGAGACGAUUCGGAAUCUCAAGACUGCAACGCUGACCCUUGCCCCGUUGACGGAGGAUGGUCUGACUUUUCUGAUUGGUCUGAGUGCUCGGUUGCAUGCGGAGGAGGAUCUCAAAGUAGAAGCAAAAGUUGUUCCAACCCUGCUCCAGAAAAUGGAGGGGCUGAUUGCGAUGGAGAUGAUUCGGAAUCUCAAGACUGCAACGCUGACCCUUGCUCAGUUGACGGAGGUUGGUCUGAAUUCGGGGAAUGGUCUGAGUGCUCGGUUACAUGCGGAGGAGGAUCUCAAAGUAGAAGUAGAAGUUGUUCCAACCCUGCUCCAGAAAAAGGAGGGGCUGAUUGCGAUGGAGACGAUUCGGAAUCUCAAGCCUGCAACGCUGACCCUUGCCUUUGGAGAGACGACAGUAAAUGUGGUCCGACGGUCCCCCUCGCGGAUGGCUCUCCCAGUCAGUGUAACCCUGACCACCCAUUAGGCGCUGUUUGCUGUUCUAAGUGGGGACGAUGCACAAACAAACAAAAAUGGUGUACUUGUCUUACCUGCGUCAACUACGGCCGAAAAGAAUUAUCUCAAAACCUUUGGAGAGACGACAAUCGAUGUGGUUCGAUGUUCCCCCUCCCGGAUGGCUCUCCCAGUCAGUGCAACCCUGACCACCCAAAAGGCGCUGUUUGCUGUUCAAAGGGUGGACGGUGCUCAUCCCAAGAAAAAUGGUGUACUUGUCCUACCUGCGUCAACUACGGUCGAUAAUAGAAGUUGAGAACAUAUCGUCGCUUAGAAAAACAGCAGAUGGGCGUAAACGAAUUUGAAGCAGGAUUUGGACAAUUUCUCGUCUAGAGAGCACUAAGAUUUUGAUAUUUGUAAAGAGGUCAAACAUAUUUGUUUGAUAUAUGACAGUGCAAUUCUGAGUUUCAUCAUUAUUCAAUACUGGAAGCUUAUUUGUAGUUAUUCGCUGUCAUCUGUCACUGUCAGGAAAUAUGGAUUUCAUCCCCAUUUAUUAUAGUAGUAGUACCCAGAUCUGUACAAUGCAUUGAAAAUAUUUACAACAAACAUUUUCGUUUUGUGUA
Messenger RNA from Bolinopsis microptera, 4476 nucleotides. RefSeq names its product SCO-spondin-like. NCBI's taxonomy places the organism in Eukaryota, Metazoa, Ctenophora, Tentaculata, Lobata, Bolinopsidae. The transcript is spliced from 17 exons. Bases 23 to 4159 code for a protein of 1378 amino acids. Gene Ontology annotation, molecular function: carbohydrate binding. The record is from RefSeq and is a predicted model, not a curated record.